This is a messenger RNA of Lethenteron reissneri (Far Eastern brook lamprey), 1320 nucleotides long. Its product is annotated as zinc finger protein 135-like. The record is from RefSeq and is a predicted model, not a curated record. Gene Ontology annotation, cellular component: nucleus. Gene Ontology annotation, molecular function: RNA polymerase II cis-regulatory region sequence-specific DNA binding; DNA-binding transcription activator activity, RNA polymerase II-specific. Gene Ontology annotation, biological process: regulation of transcription by RNA polymerase II. NCBI's taxonomy places the organism in Eukaryota, Metazoa, Chordata, Hyperoartia, Petromyzontiformes, Petromyzontidae.
CCCUUCAAGUGUAGUGUGUGUGGGGUGGCAUUUUCACAGUCAAAUAAUCUUAAAAGAUACCAGAGAACACACACAGGAGAGGAACCGUUCAAGUGUACUCUGUGCGGGAAGGCAUUUGCACAGUCAUCUUCUCUUAAAAAACACCAGAGAAUACACACGGGAGAGAAACCCUUCAAGUGCAGUGUGUGUGGGAAGGCACUUUCACAGUCAUCUGUUCUUAAAAGACACCAGAGAACACACACAGGAGAGAAACCUUUCAAGUGUACUCUGUGCGGGAAGGCGUUUUCUUUUUUACAUCAUCUCAUAAGACACCAGAGAACACACACGGGAGAGAAACCCUUCAAGUGCAGUGUGUGUGGGAAGGCAUUUGCACAUUCAUCUACUCUUGUAACACACCAAAGAACACACACGGGAGAGAAACCCUUCAAGUGCACUGUGUGUGGGAAGGCAUUUUCACAGUCAUCUUCUCUUAUAAAACACCAGAGAACACACACGGGAGAGAAACCCUUCAAGUGCACUGUGUGUGGGAAGGCACUUUCACGGUCAUCAGAUCUUAAAAGACACCAGAGAACACACACGGGAGAGAAACCCUUCAAGUGCAUUCUGUGCGGGAAGGCGUUUUCAGAUUCUUCCAAUCUUCAAGUACACCAGAGAAGACACAAAACACACACAGGAGAGAAACCCUUCAAGUGCACUGUGUGUGGGAAGGCAUUUCCACUGUCAUCUGUUCUUAAAAAACACCAGAGAACACACACGGGAGAGAAACCCUUCAAGUGCAGUGUGUGUAGCAUGGCAUUUUCACAGUCGUAUCAUCUUGAAAAUCACAAGAGAACACACACAGGAGAGAAACCCUUCAGGUGCUUUCUGUGCGGGAAAACGUUUGCAAAGUCACAAACUCUUCAAAGACACCAGAGAACACACACGGGAGAGAAACCCUUCAAGUGCAGUGUGUGUGGGAAGGCAUUUUCACAGUCACAUAAUAUUGUAAUACACCAGAGAACACACACUGGAGUGAAACCUUUCAGGUGCACGAUUUGCGGGAAGGCGUUUGCACAAGCAUCCGUUGUUCAGGCCCACCAGAGAACACACACAGGAGAGAAACCCUUCAAGUGCACUGUGUGUGGGAAGGCAUUUUGUCAGUCAUCUACUCUUAAAAAUCAUCAGAGAACACACACAGGAGAGAAACUCUUCAAUUGCACUGUGUGUAGCAAGGCAUUUUCACAGUCAUCUGCUCUUAAAAAUCACCAGAGAACACACACAGGAGAGAAGCCCUUCAGGUGCUUUCUUUGCGAUUCUUACUUCCACGCGUACGCGUUUUAG